AUGGCCAGAUCUCCGGCAGAAGACGUCGAAUCGCACUUUUUGGCGAACGACCUAGAAUCGUGCAGAAGUGUGAUUGGUCGGAUCUUUCGCAACAUCGGGGAGUCUUCGAGUAGCAACCAGCAGAGCAGCCGCGACUGGUUCGUCUACUGCGGAGGUGACACCCUCUUCAUCCGCAUUCUCUCCUCGCCGGUCGCGAAUCCUCGCGAAACAGAUCGCGAAGGAGGCUCUUCAGCAGCUACUGAAAGACAGGGAGGCGCAGUUGGAGCGGGAGCGGGAUCUGGCGGAGGGGGAAGAGUUGGCGGGGGGUCGCGGAACCGCCGUGGGAUCUUCCGCACAGAGAGCGCGGAAGGAUCGCGGGAGUCGGGGACGCUCCGAGAGGGGGAGGCGUCGCGCGAGGAGACGGCGCUAUGGAUGAUGCGCAACGACUGCCUGGCGGUGCUGCGCGAGAUGUGCUUCGCGUCCGCGUGCUUCUCCGAGGGGCUGUCCGUGCAGCGCCACUUCCUCAUUCGCCUCUUCGCGCUCAUGGAGAAUAAAAUCACCUUCGACUACGCCGUCGCGCUAGCGGAGGAGAUCCUGGCGGUGGGGGAGGAGACGCUGGAUCUGGGGACGGUGCCCAACUUCGCGCGGCUGGUGCGCGGGCUGUCGGCGCGGCAGCUCUCCUUCUUCUGCCGCGUGCUCGCCAUGGUCGUCUUCGAACCCGAGGACCGCGCGCCCGAGGUCUCCGCGCUGCAGAAGGGCGCGGACCCGGCGGAGCGCGCGGAGCGGGAGGCGGAGUGGGCGGUGGCGGACGGCAAUCACGACGUGCUGCUCGCCAUCCCCGACAUCCUCGCCAACCUCGUCAAGCUGCUGCAGAUGGAGAGCAGCGGCGAGGCGGAGCUGUGGUCGCCCAGCCUGAGCGAGUGGCAGCCGCUGCUGGGCGACCUCAUGGCCGGCGAGGACGAGACCGCCGCCGACUGGGGGCCUGAAGAGGACGACGAGGAGGACUAUAACGAGGACGAGGAGGAGGAGGAGGAGGAGGAGCAGGAGGAGGAAGAUGAGGAGGAAGUAGGCGCGGCACAAGGUGCUUCGGAAGGCGCUGGCGCAGGGGGAGACGGCGGAGAUGGCGGGGCGGAAGCCUCUGGCGCUGCAGGCAGGCAGGCGGGCAGGGGGAGUCUCUGGGGAGGGUUCGGGCUGUUUGGGGGCAUAGGGGGACUUCGUCCAGGGGGAACAGGCGGAGCGGGGGGAGCAGCGCGGGAGGGAAGAGGCGGGGCAGGGGAAGGAGGAGAGGAGCAAGAGCCUGGUCCGGAUGGCGGCGGUGGUGCUGUGGCUGUGAGUCAACGGCAAACUGGUGCUGCUGCACCUGCGGCAGGAGUGGCGCCACGCGGAGCAGCAGAUACCACCCAAGGGCCCUUCUCCCCGCGCUCGCCUCCUGUUGCAGCUCCUCCCCCCCGCAUGCCGCCGCUCCUCCCUCCUUCCCCCCAUGCUGCCGUCCUGCCCUUCUCCCCACAUCCCGCCAUCCUUACAGGAACGUCCACCUCCCCCCCUCGACCACCCCCUAACCGCACUCCACCCACUGCUACCCAACCGGGAGCGCUUCCCCAAGUGAAUACGAUAGGCAUCCCAAUGACCGCCAACCCCCUGAACCUGCUCCCACUCACCGCGCCUGCCAACCCCGCCACUGCUGCAACCACAGCGGAGGCAGCAGGCGCGGGCAUCCCCCCUGGCGCGCGGGUGAUGGUGUUCGUGGGGAACCCACCGCGCCUGCUGGGGGAGGUGCCCGAGGGCGAGCUGGAGCCCUUCCUGCGCGCGCUGCCCCAGGGCGCGGUCACCGUUCUCAGGGCUGGCGAAAUCGGGUUACCAGAGGGCGCAGGGCCUGCUGCUGUGGCGACGAACAUGGCUGCUUCGUUCAUGGAGCAGCAGCAGGUGGAGGUGCUGUUUGUGUUGUGUGCGCUGUGUGGGGGCACGCGCAAGGAGGCGGUGCAGGACCAGCUGGCGGCGCUGGGGCUGGUCGGCAUCCUCGUGGACUCGUUUGACCGCCUCAACUGGUCCGCGCCGCUGCCACCGCCCGCUGAGCCACACGGCAUCCACGGCCCCGGCUGCUCCUGCAACCCCGAGUCGGCCCUGAAGAUCCAGUACCUGCGUCUGAUCCACAACUUCUGUGACCGGGACGGCCCCAACCUGCACAACAAGCUGCUCCUCGCCUCCCCGGGUGGGGUACCACCGCCCCUCGCUGCUGGUUCCUCACCCCGGAUCUCGGGGUCCGGGCGGGCGCUGGGGUUCUCCCCGAACCAUUGGCUGCCUGCCUUGGGGAUGAGAGAUGGCGCGGCGGACUCUGGUGUGUUGCCCCAGGGCGCGGGAGUGGGCGCCAGCAGAGGAGAGGGGAGCAGUGCGGCAGCAGGAGGAACAGAAGCAGCACCAGCAGGAGCAACUGGGGUGGAGGAGGGUGGAAGCAGCGAGGAGGCAAGGAGCGAGGCGCUGAUGCUGAAGAUCAUUCGAGUGCUCAUGAAGGAGUCAGCGGACUCCGUGUACCGCUUCUGGCUGGCGUCGUGUGUGGAGGCCUUCCUGCGCGGCUCCAACCCGCGCGACCAGCACCUCGUGGCCGCCACGGGCCUCAUGGAGCACCUCGUCGAGGAAAUCCUCCGAGGCGCAUCGGGCUUUAAGUGCGCGGCGUCGCUGCAGAUCGACUUUGACCUGCUGGGCGAGCUGGUCAAGUUCAACCCGGGGUUGUUCCGGCGCCUGGCAGCGCUGGUGCAGGGGGAGCGGUUUGCGCGGUUCAUAGAGGUGCUGGUGGCGCACCUGGUGGACUCCAACGUCUUCAUCCGCUCAGUCAUGCUCUCCCUCCACGCCUUCCGUACUGGUCUCCCCACCCCGCCCUACCUCGGCCCCUGCCCCACGCCCCCGCUCCCUCCUCCUGUGCUGUCCCCUGCGCUCCCAUCCACGUCCGCCGCACCGCCCGCUGCCCCAUCACUAGCUGCGUCCUCCUCCAAGCCCUCCUCCUCAAGCCCUGCGCCUGCCCUGCAGUCCUCUUCCGCUGCUGCUGCGUCUGGGGAAGAGGAGGCAAGGAAGGAAUCGAGACUUGCUGCUGAUGGUAGUGAUGCUGAUGCUGGUGACAGCAGGAGUGGUGGUGAUGGUGAUGGUGGCGAUGCUAACAGCAGCUCAGGCGAUGCCGCGAACAGAAGGGGCAGGGAGGGAGAAGAGGAGUCGGCGUUCAAGGGCGCACCCCCAUGUGCCUCACCACUUGGGGUCGCUGAAGCCUCAUCAGCAGCACAGACAGCAGCAGACAGGAAGGGGAAGAAAAAAGUGGAAGAAGUGGGAAGGAGUCCGGAGAGAGGGGGCGUGUGGGAUUCAAAGGGGAAGGCGAAGGGGAAGGCGGUGAUGGGGGAGGGGUCAGUGGAGGAGGAGGGGGAGGAGCUGGCAUCACCGCUGGCAGCGUUCAUGGAGUGUAACUCGGUGCUGCUGCUGCGCGACCUCAUGCUCGUCGUGCGACUAGGGGACAUCAACCAGGACAACAUAUGUGUGCUCAACACAGCCCUCAUCUUCUUCAUCUUCGCCAAUCGCAACGCGCAGCUCCUCUCUCUGCUCGCCGCCCUGCGAGCCCUUGCCGCCGACAAGGCCCAACCUGCAUCCCUUGCCGCUUCCACCACCCUCCUCCAACCCUCCUCCCCUUCCUCUCCUGCUUCCACGUCCUCCCCUUCAUCCUCCUCGCCCUCCUCCUCGCCCUCCUCACGCUCACCCUCUUUCCUCUCCAAGCCUCCAACUUCUGCUCUUCUCAACCCCUCUCUGCUGCCCGACCCGGUUUCUUCCACGUCUGAUGAUUCGUCCUCCGGGGUCGGCCCGGGCAGCGUCAUGAAAAACUUUCGGGCGCUGCUGGACUUUUGGCGGGAGUAUUAUCUGAGGAAGAGGGGCAGGGACUGUGCCAGCCUGCAGUUCUCCACCAACAUUCCCUUCACCGAGUGGCUCCGAGUGGUGGAGAUGCUUUGUGCUCCGCCUGACUGCCCGACAUCGCUUUUGUACUGCCCGCCACUGCCAGCUAGUGGCUCGCAGUGCUCCUCUGUUGGGCUCAGGGUCGACCCCCCUCCCCGACGGUGCUGA
This is a messenger RNA of Closterium sp. Yama58-4, 4071 nucleotides long. Lineage: Eukaryota; Viridiplantae; Streptophyta; Zygnematophyceae; Desmidiales; Closteriaceae. The record is from the annotation of a GenBank genome assembly.